Messenger RNA from Drosophila willistoni, 10000 nucleotides. RefSeq lists its product as uncharacterized. The transcript is spliced from 12 exons. Bases 27 to 9923 code for a protein of 3298 amino acids. Lineage: Eukaryota; Metazoa; Arthropoda; Insecta; Diptera; Drosophilidae. The record is from RefSeq and is a predicted model, not a curated record.
GGAAGUUCGUGGAAAAAGGUGGAAAAAUGUUUGGCUGCAUUUAUCAGCUAUGGGACUGGCUGGAAGCUCCACCACUUUUCACAGCUGGCACUAUGGACCCCAAAAAGCUGCAACAGUUGCAAGAGGCAGCUGCUUUGGCCCAGCAACAGAAAAAGCUGCCGCUGGCCUAUCAAACUAAUCUCAUUGACUAUCGCACACAAUCGUCGGCAGUGGCCGCAGCCUAUCAGCAGGGACUGUAUCAGCAAUCCCCAACAGCGACUAGUUCAAGUGGUGGUCCCCUCUCGCCGAUUGAUAUGCAACCGCAGGGCAAGCAUCAUGGUUUACUGAAGCAUGGUGGCCAUGGCGGCGGCAAUUCGAGCAGCUCGCACAGUUCACCAUAUCAUCAAUCAUAUUCGAGCAGUGGCGGAGCUGGCGAUCAAAUCUAUCAGUCGCCAACAGAGCGAACUUAUCUGGCGGCAGCUGGACGUCUGCAGGCCAGCAAUGCCACAGCCGGACAUCAUCCGAUAUCGGCGUUGCAGGCACAGUAUCAGCAGUUGCAACAUGCUAAAAUUCAGGCACAAAUUGCCACACAAAGUGAGGCGGCUCAGCAGCAGCAAAGGACAUUUGCCAUGCGUCAGGCAAUGAAUCCGCCAACAAAUCAUUAUCAGAUGAGCCAAUCAUCAAGCAUGGUGUCCAACAUUACCCUCCAGCAGCAGCAGCAACAGCAACAGCAGCAGCAGCAACAUCAACAUCAACAACAGCAACAGAGAGCUCCACCUUCCUCUCUCAAUAUACAAAAUCAAUAUCAACCAGCCCAGGGCCCAUUGAAAUUGCAACAGCAGAUGCCUAAGCAUUAUCAAGAGUUAUAUGCACAGCAACUGCAAUUGCAGCAGCAACAACAACAACAACAACUGCAACAUCAACAACAAUUGCAACAACAACAGCAGCAGCAGCAACAGUUGCAGCAUCGUCACAAGGCAGACCAACAAACGCCUGGAAGCGAACACGGACCCGUCUACAUUCAACAGAAUCAUCCUGGUCAUGUGGUUAAUCAAGCCUGCCAAACUCAAAUAUCGGCGGUUAAGCCCAAGGCUACACCCAGCUCGGAGGAAUCCUCUUCGACAUCCAAUUCCACCAAGAGUCCCAGUCAUGCGCCACUCGAUCGCAAGAAGAGCGCCGGAUCCAUACAGGCUCUGAAAUCGCCCAUAACCAAACGGCCACCAACUUCGCCUGUUACCCUGUCCGGUUGGCUGCACAAGCAGGGAUCCGAUGGCCUAAAGGUGUGGCGCAAACGUUGGUUUGUCCUGGCCGAAUACUGUUUGUACUAUUACAAGGGUCCCGAGGAGGAGAAAUUGUUGGGUUCGGUGCUUUUGCCAUCGUAUCGGGUGUCCGCCUGUUUGCCUGAGGAUAAAAUCUAUCGCAAGUUCGCCUUCAAGUGCGAACAUCAGAAUAUGAGAACCUAUUGGCUGGCAGCAGACAAUGCGGAGGCCAUGAUGCAGUGGGUUAGAGCUCUGGCGGCGGCCAGUCUGAUGCAGGCUCCUAGCAGUGGUGAAUCAGAGCCAAGUGUGAGUUCAUCUCUAAAUCAUAGUGGAGAGAAUUCGGACUCGGGCAUACACACAUUGCAAUCGCAGCCUAGCAAGGGACAGCCAACGCCCUCUUCGGAUAAUGCAGGUGGCAACACCACCGGCAACGGCAAUGGUGCUCAACCACUAUAUGCAAAUGCUCCACCCAAGCCGCGACGCAUUAAUGAUGGUGGUUACUCUUCCCCAUCACCCGAACAUAACGAACAACAGCAACAACAACACUCUAGUCGGCAUAUUAUGUCGCCGGCACAGUCAAUCUACCAGCAACAGCAACGAUCUCAACAGCAACCACAACAACAUCAUGCCAUCUACGACACAAGAACAGGUCAGAUAACCUCCGCCCUACAACUACAACAGGCACAACAGCAAUACAAUCUCGACCAUUUGGAGGCGCAAUUCCAACAGCAACAGAUCGAUAUGGAGGAGCAAAUAGCACGGCUGCAGCAACAACGAGCUGUCGAGGAAAUCUAUGGCGAAAGGGAUCUAUAUAUGGCCAAGAUGAUGCAGCGGGGCAAUUCCAGUGGUGGCUAUCCCACUCCCCAACAGCUAUUGCAGGCCGAGCGACGCACUCCCGAUGCCUAUGGGCGAUCGAAACAGCAGAGGAUGUUUGCCGCCGCUGCUGCAGCUGCUGCCGACUACGAGGAUAUCUACAAUAUGUCUCAAUUGGCGGCAGCUGGCGGUGCCAUACCAAUGUCCGCACAAGAGGCAUUGCUCCAAGAGGCGGCCAGCUAUCGUCGGCCACUCAGUCCGCCCAGCUAUGAUGGCAGUAAACAUUUGCCGGCCAUGCCUCAGCGCUAUACGCCCAAUCACUUGGAGACCUCGGCUGCCGAUCAACUAAUCAAUAAUUUGGAUUUGCGUGCUCGUACAGCGGCGGCCAUUGUGCGUCCGCACUCUGCCGACUUUCUGGAGUAUGAGGCUCGGGCCGAGGCCGCAGCAGCUGCGGCUGCUGCUGCAGCGGCUCACAAUAAUAAACAUGAGAAUGGACGUGCUCCGCGACCAAAGUCCAGUUUGGAUAUCAAUCGGACGCCGGAUAGCUUUUACUAUUCGGAGGCCAGCUAUGCGGACAAGAUGCGCAAGAGUGCACUCUAUCUGCAGAGUGGAGCUCAGCCGCAGCAGGCGGGCAAUUACCGCACAGCCGGCGGGGAUAUUGCCAGCGGUGUUCACACCAUUGGCUAUGAAAAUCCCUAUGAGAGGGCCUACAAACGGCAGGAGCUACUGGCCGAGGCACAGGCUCAGGGCAGUGCGGCCAGCAGCAUGCCGCGUAUGAGUCGUUCGGCUAGUCAGGGAAUCGCUGCUGGUCGUUCGGCCUCCACGCACGGACAUAUGCCGCAUGAGGUAGAGGAUUUGCCACCCCUAAAUGUGCAUCCGGGCUCCAUUUUCCCGCCCUCGAUGUCCACUCAGGAGAUUAUCAGUAAGAAUGAGCAGUUUUUGCGAUCGGCCAGUGCCCGCUUGCCGAAACGCAAUGGCGGCCUAGAUGAUGACUAUUCGGCCUCCAAUUCGGCCACAACCUCGCCUACAUCAGGAGCUCCAGUCUCGGCAUCGGCAUCGCCACAACAUGCCCAGGAUGGUGAACGCAAACGGGAGGAGUCCAUGAAGCGUUUACUCGAAUGGAAGCAGCGCAUGUUGCAGAGUCCAUUGACUCGCAAGGGCAUCCAACAAGGCGGCAGCAAUAUGUCGGCCAUGUCCAAGCUGGGCAGUAAUCCCAACAUACUCCUAGCAUCCACAGCUGUGGCCAGUGGGGCGCGUUAUGGCCCCCAAGCGGGUAAAACUGGUUUGGUCGGCAAUGGAAACGGCUCAGCCGCUGGGGCAGCCAGCGGCAUACAGAGAUCUCGAUCGGAUAGCCAGGCGAAUGUUGGACCCGGUGGAGUUGCAUAUAAUAACUACUCCUCGGAUGAUGAGGCUGGGCCUGUGGAUGAUAACUUGUAUAGUGCGACGGCAGGAAGGUCAACAAGAAAUGCAACAGCAACAACAACAACAACCACAACAACUACUACUCCUACUAGUACUAGUACACAGAGCACUGCAACAACAAUUGCAACAGCAACAACAAUAGCAACAACAAAAAUAUUAGCAAGCAACAAUAGCAAUAAUACAAAUUUAAAUUUAAGUUCACCCACAAAAUUUAAAGAGAGACCUCCAUUGAAACCCAUAUUGAAAGUGCAUGAGGGUCACAGAGUGCCUAUCAUUCAGGUGCAACCGAAACAGGCUCAUGAGAAACCUAAACUGAAACUGCAAUUGCCAUUAGUUGGUGGACAGGCGGAUGAGAAAUGUAAAGAUGAAGACAAAUUGCAGGAGCAGGAGCAGCAGCAGCAGCAGGAGGAGGGAGAGAAUGUUCCCAUUUUGCCAAAGAAAACAGCACCCAAAUCUCCACAGAAUGCCAAUUAUGUGCCCGUAUACAACAAUAAGCUGGUCAGCAGAAGCUCCAGUAGUACGGGUAACUAUGAGAACAUGGAAUUUGGCAAAGCAACUGCGAUGCAGCAGUCACAGGGGCAAACAAAGGCGGAGGAGAAACAGGAUAGCGCUGCGAUUAAUGAUGCCGAUGAGACGCCCAUGCUGAUGCAGCUAAAGCUUUUCAAAGAGCAGCAACAAAAGGAGACGUUGAAAGAGAUGGAAAAGGAGAAGGACCAACAUGCGGAAGAGGAUUUAACGCCAACGGCUGAAACCAAACCUGGUCUAGGAGAAGUUACAGAGCAAAAUGCAGAAGGGCCAAUGCAAGAACCGAAUGAAGUGAAUGCUGAUAAUGACGGGGAUAAUGAUAAUGAAGAUGAUGAUGAUGAUGAUGAAAGCACAGCUUGCGAAGAAUACACAGAUGAUGAUAUCGAUGAAGCUUUAGCUCAGGCUGAUGAUGAUGAUGACGAUGAAGAGAUUGAAUCUAAUAGCAAGGGAAAUGCCAAUUUUCCAAGUGACAAGGAAUUGCAUCAAAUCUAUGUAAACGAACCCAUUACACCCACCGAUCAGCAAUUCGAUGAGAGUCAUUAUCUGCCCAUGACACCCAAAAAAGUGGAAUUAGGUCAAUCGGGAACUUUAAGUUUAGUUGCCACCCAUGAGAGUUAUAACAAUGAGCAGCAGGUGGAAGAGGAAAAUCAUUAUGUAGAAAUGACCAAGGGUAUUAUGGAUGAGGAUAAUAAAAGUAAUUAUGAGAUCAUGUGCAUUGCCACAGUGGCUAAUAGCAUGAAACUGAUGACUACCAAAAUGGAACCCGUCUAUAUGGAAUUGUCUGGCGUGAAGGCAACAACAACAACAGCCGAAGAAGCCCACUGUUCCUCGGGUAGAUCAACCCUGAAAAAGGGCAAGAAACCCAAUCAUCCUGGUGGUGAGACUCUAAAGAAAAAGUCCAAGAAGAGGCAGGGAAAGGAUAUGCCUGAUAUACUUAAGCCAGCCAAAAGUGCCUUCGCCUUGGCCAGCGAUAGUUCCGAUGAUGCUGACGAUGAAAGCAGUAAACAGCAAUUGGAGGCCAAGAAAUUAAGAUCUCGUUCACGUUUCAGUUUAUCAGACACUUUCAGACCAGCUUCUUAUUACCUGGGAGCAUCGACCCCAUUGAAUAAUUAUGCUGAGAGUUCGGAUAGUGAGAUUUUGCCACCGCCACCGAUUCCCGAUUCACCGCCACCCAUGGAGGAGCUAAAGACCACCGAGGAGAUAUUCUCGUCAGAGCAUUAUGAUACAGUGAAGCGACGUGAUAGCAAGGUUAAUUUGUCCUACGAACAGCUGCCCAAGAUGCAUGCGAGCAACACAUCCUUAAAUUUGCAUGCCAAACACGAUGCCAGCUCUACCCAAUUGCAAAGCAGCCGUCUGUCCCUGCCGGAUCAUUUUGCCAAGGCUCGUGGCCCAGCCCAGUCUAGACCAUCGGGGAUAAGUUCGACAAUGACCACACCCACACAUAUGCUACAACAACAUCACGCACGCACCCUUUCCGACUCGAAUUACAGUGGCUGCCAGACGGAUAAUAGUUCAUCGCGUACGUCAUCGGAUUUGGAUAUCUAUCAGAGGCGUGGACAGUUGCGUCCAUCACCGGCGCGUUGUCCCAGCAAUAAUUCGUUGCCUUUGCGCUAUGUCGUCGGCGAUAGCAGUGAGAGCGAAUCUGUGGAAUUUCGUCAGCGUUCCGAUUCGGAGCUGGAACGCCAACGUUCUAGACGUCCUCUCUCCCAGGAAUCGAUUAGUGAAAUUGAAUCGUUGAGUGAGCAAUUCGAAGAGACUCUAAGCAGUCAGGAAUUGGACACAUAUCUGAGUCAUUUACAGGGCAGUGAUCUGUUGCCCUAUCAGCAUUCAGGUGGACAGGUGACACCGACUAGCCAUCUUCUGAACGAUUCCAAUGCCGCAGCUGGUGCGGAUAUACUAACAAAUUUGAUAAAGCCACCGAAAACAUUUCGCAAUGAUGAUGGCGGCGAUGGAGAACAGCAUUUCUAUGGGAAUAUACACUUUCUGUCGUCCACUGAUUCCAUUCAGCAAUUGGGUGAGAAAUCGGCUACAGCUGCAGCGCAAGCAGCAGCAGCAUCCGCCGCUUAUCUCACACCAUCGCAUAGUCGAAACAAUAGUAAUAUAUCCACGCAGUCUGCCCCGUAUUAUUAUUCUGAAUUGCCAGCACUUCCGCCACUCAAUAACCAGAGGGAUAUUCAUGCUCUGGGCCUUAAUAUUGCCCACAUACACAAUCCCAUCGAACGGCUGGAGCAUCAGUUCAAUAUGGAUGCAUUGGUGGACAAGGAUCAGGCCAUUGAUAGCAAGAAUCUGUAUACGGUCAAGGCCAACAUUGAAAAACUUAGCUAUAGUAGCAAUAAAAAUUUAAAAGCGGGUCAAGUGCAACAUAAAUUGAACAAUAUGCAGAUUGUCGAUGCCGUAUUGCCAGAGUUGCCAGAGAGCAGCAACGGAAACGGAAGCGGCAGCGGCAGUGGCAACGGCAGUGGCAACGGAAAUGGGCAUUCACUAAACCAAGCACAUUCAUUUCUCACAACUACUACUACUAAAAACACAAAUCUCGCCCGUAAACUGAUUGGUGGUAGUCGUUUGGAUGAACAUCAUCGUAAUGAUAGAGAUGUUGGUGAAGAUGAUAAUGUUCAUGAUGAUGAUGAUGAUAACGAUGUUGUUGUUGGUGGUGUUGGGACUGAAAGUGAUAAGAGAGAGGUGACAAGAGAGGCUAGACCGAGUGCCACAAGCAUUAAUACCAGUCAAAUUUCAGUUCUAGGUGGCGAACUGCUCUGGGAGGAGGACACACUAUGGCGCGAGAGUUUACGUCGUGUCUCACAGCGUCAUGCUCGCUCCCUCGAUGAUCUCGAUCGUAUCACAGCCCCGGCCCCAGUACACCAACCAAUCACCAGUACACCGAAAAUCAAACUCAGUCGUGAGGUGACCUAUGUUAAUGACAGCCUCAAGCCACAGCGUCCACAGGCGCAAUUAGAUCCAUCGGCCAUGGCCAUUAGCAAUGAGCAUGAUGUUUAUGUACAAUUACUUGCCAAUAGUUCGAAUCUAACAAUUGAUCACAAUGAACAACAAAUCGAUUCCGAUGUCUAUGAGGUGUUGCGCGAAGAGACUGCAUCGAAUUUGUCACACAAAUCGAAUGAAUUCGAUCGUGAGACCAUACGACAAUGGGAUGCCAUGUCAAGUGGCCUAAUGAAGUCAAAUCCCACUGUAGAAGCAUCCACAUCGGCGACUACUCCCAGUGGUUCAAGUGGUCCAGUGUUGCCCUUGACGAGCAAUGUGCGUUCCAUCAUUCAGCAAUUAAAUAAUCAAAAUAGUAAUGAUGAUGUCAAUGGUAAUCCCAUUGUUUCAGCUUCGAUUUCUGUGCAAAAUGUGAACAAUUUGCCCAAGGGCAAUCUCACUGUCAUACCGGAUCCCUCGGAUGCACAACAAGAGUCGGCAUUUGCUCCAUAUUAUGGCAGUUCGGUGGAGACAAAAUAUGCCAAGGCCACAAUUCUAACAGAUCGUGGCCAAUAUGGUCCAGGCGGUGGCAGGGGAACUGGCACCAUUGGUGCCACAUCUACACCGCAACAGCAGCAGCAGCAACAAUUUGUCAUUCGUCGUGCCGGAAGUCGUGCUGAAAUCGAUAUGCUUGAACGUGAAACUAGCUCUCAGAUAAGGAAUCGCCUACGCAGUGCCGAGGGUCUAACUCGUGCGGAAAGUAUACAGCGUUUGGAUUAUUUAAAGCAACAUUUGCUUGAUCUAGAGCGUCAGUAUGAGAAGAGCAAACCCUUGGUAAAUCUUGUCGAUAAUAUGGUAAAAUUGGGCUCUCUAUAUCGCAAUGAUGCCAAUGGUAGAGCUCAGCCAGCUACUUUAGAUCGCCUAGAGUUCAAUCAGCGUAUGCAAGAGCGUCAAAUGAUGCAGGAAGAGCAAAAACAAUGGGAACGUCUCAGUCCAAAUCAAUCAGAGCUUCAGGCCAAGGUUCAAGAGCUUUAUCAGCUGGAUCAAUUGUUGCAGGAGGAAUCUGGCACCUUGCAGAGCUUGCAACGUGAAAAAGAGGAUCUUGAACGUGCUCUUGGUGGUCUACGUGCACGCAUACAUGACAACAAUGCCACGCCCAUGGCCAUGGAGGCGGCCAAGAAGCAACAACACAUACUGGAACGUGAAUUGUCUCGCGUCCAUCAAUUGUUGGCCGAGAACUCAAAGAAACUAGAGCAAACGGUCGCUGGUAAUAGUCGCCUGGAGCAGGAGUUGUUGUUGCUGCGCCAGAAAGUGCAGUCAAGUCGAGCCACAGGCAAUGGAUUGAAUAACGAUGCUGCGCAUCUUAAUGGCAAUCAGACGGCUGCUGUCCUUCAAUCGGAAUUGGAACGAGUGCAAUCCCUGGUUGGCGAUAUGCAACGCCAAAGACAUGAACUGAGCUCCGCUGUCCGUCAGUUGACCGAGAAUUCGACACGUUUGUAUCAAGAGAUUGGCAAUAAGGAAAUGACUGCUGCCACCUCGAACGGCAGUCUGAAGAAGCGAAGCAAUUCCACCAGCUGGACAGAGACCGAUUUGGAUUUGAAUAUGCAGCACAGUGGCAGUCGCCAGCAUUUGAAUGAUUCGACUUUGAAUCUAUCGACGCCAUUAUAUGUGGACACGAACAGCUCGGCCAAGUUGAGUGACUAUAAUCGUUAUAAUGGUGGCAGUAGCGAUGCCCUGGAAAUGAGCGGUGUGGACAGUGAUGGUUUCUUGGAUAGCAAUCCGUUUGCCAAUCUGAGUAACUUGGAGAAACAGGAAAUUAAAACGGUGCGCAUUGUUAAGCGAGAAUCGGAGCGACGUCAUCGGGAUCGCAGUGAACGUGGUCUAAGCAGUUCCACACAGAAUUUGGAUCAGGUGCUAGAGGAAGAGCAAUAUGCUCAGCAGCAGCAACAGCAACAACAACAACUGUAUGCCCAGAGUUUGCAGGAACAAAUGACUAAUGGACAUCAUAGUCGUUCCAAGUCCUUGCCACGUAAUUACAGCGAACCACCUAAGCCCAGGCAUAGCCGGCAUAUGAAUGGUUCAAUUAAACAGAAUGGCCACAGUUCAUACAAUGGCAGCUACGACUAUGACAGGAACAGUAACUAUGAGCAUCAACCACCGCCACCGCCGGCCCCCCAAAGCAAUGGACAUCAUCAACAUCCGCAUCAGCAGCAGCAGCAACAGCAACGGGAACAUCUUAAUCCCCUGGCGAAUGCCUAUUUUGCCAAGCAACUGCAACAGCAAGCCAAUCCUUCCAGGGAUAGUGCCCGAGUGGCUUUACGCACCAAGACCGAAUCUCUGCAGAGCCUUAACAAGAGUUUGACUGACAUUAGUCCGGAGCCUGUGUUCCAGAGUGUGGCUGCACGGCAGAUUAUAAACGAAAUGUCUGCUGGUUCGGCAUCCGAAGAUACUGAAAAGAUUGUGGAGAAAGUGCCACCCCAGCACAAGCAUCGAAGGGCAGUUCCGCGGGAGAAACGUCGCCAUUACACGGCACCCAACAAUGUCAAUCAGAAGGCCAUGGAAAAGGUGCAGGCCGAGAAUGAUAUGAAUCGCAAUAAUACCAAUUGGAGGGCUCGCGAUGAUCUGGACAUGGAGGUGGCAUUGCGUCCCCGUAUGAAUGCUCCCGAUGUGGUGCGUUCGGCUCUGGGUCAGGGUGAAAAGAUAUCUGAAAAUACCAUUGAUAAUUUACUCUUGGCUCCAAAUAAAAUUGUUAUACCCGAGCGUUACAUACCAGAAACAACGCCAGAACUAUCGCCAGAAGAGAAGAAACGGCGUCAGGAGAAGGUUGAAUCGAUUAAGAAAAUGCUCUCCGAGGCACCCAUCAGCAGCAAUGAGAAUGAACAUCUGCCACCCAGCAAAUUAAAUGCAGAAAAGAAACAACGUGAACAUCUUCUGCAACUUAAUCAAAUUCUUGCCCAACAAGUCAUGCAAGUCAGCAAAAUUGUAGCCGGCAAUCCCACUAGUCACAACUAAUUGUUUAAUUAGUCUGUCAUGUUGUUUAUGUUCACCUUAAUUUUGUGUUUUCUUAAAGUUUUUUUUUUUUGUUAUAU